Molecule: messenger RNA, 1881 nt
Organism: Clavispora lusitaniae ATCC 42720
Lineage: Eukaryota; Fungi; Ascomycota; Pichiomycetes; Serinales; Metschnikowiaceae
Gene: DSE1
Product: Dse1p
Biological process (GO): regulation of DNA-templated transcription; chromatin remodeling
Cellular component (GO): nucleus; Rpd3L complex; Rpd3L-Expanded complex
Molecular function (GO): nucleosome binding; histone binding
Source: RefSeq, a predicted model, not a curated record
AUGGACUUUUACCAACCCACCUUUCUCUUUCGACAAAACGCCAUGCGCCGUCUGCUGUCUCCCGAACUCAAUCCCAACGGUCUGUCUGAGAGCCUUAUCAGCAAGAACCUGCUGUGGCUUUUGAGCCCAAACACAUCCGACGUUGAGCUCGUGCAAAAAGCCUGCUCACUAGAUCGCCUUAAUAUCAAGUCCAACUACUGGAAAAUCCCUGACGGCGACAUGAACUUAACUGCAUUGGCAGCUAGCGACCAACACGCUGCAUCCCCACUAGUCGCUGUAUCCAGCGCCAACACAGAUUCGAACCUUUUUGUCUACGAGCUUGAUUCGCUCAACCAUUAUCUAACACACCACACCACCAUCUCAUUACCCAAUAUCCAUGGCCUCGCGUGGGUCCCUAACCAGCAGCUGCGCUUUUUGGUCUCAGGCAAUAAUAAAGGUUACGCCCAUUUGAUAUCUGUUCCGCUCCCAGCAAGCUAUGGAGGCGAUCCAGACGGAGAAGAAUGUGCGGAAAUCGUCAAACGCUUCAACCACAGGAAACACCUAAGGGCUGUGGGGAAGGAUCCAUCACUGCAUUUACAUUCUAGCACAUGUGUUUCCAAAUUGGGCUUUCUCGACGACCGUCUAGUGUCCAUUUACGAUGACACUUUAUUUGUGUGGAACAUGAAUGAUUGCCACCAGUCCAUGCGUCCUAGACCGGAACUGAUUGCUGUGGUGCCUGGUAUCCGUAAUUUCGACUCUCAUACCGCAGACUGGACCACUUUGGCAGUUUGUGGUGGCUUUGGUCUCUCAUUGUACGAUGUACGUUCAGCCACAUACAGUGUGCCCUAUUCAGGUUCCAAGUUGCAUUUACAAGGCGCUCAAAUCAGAGCAGGAGUAGUGAGAUGGCAUCCUGAAAACGAACACGUAAUGGCCAGUGCCCACGAUGACGGUGUGGUUCGCUUGUGGGACAUUAGAAAGAACGAGACUUUGGGUGAGAUUAAGGGUCAUGAACGCAAAAAGAUCACAACAAUGGCAUGGAACCACGGCGAUUUGUUCACUGGGGCAAGCGACGGAAACAUUGUCCAUUGGGACUUAAGUUCUGAUGUCGAUAUUGCUCUGGCUGGGGACAAACUUCUGAGGUGCACAAUGAAAGAGGGCGUUAACAGUGUUCGUUUUGAUGCGACAACAAACACUCUCAUGGAUACCCUUACCGAAAGGCAAUGCGGCACUUUGCUCCCGGCACUGAAUAACCAAAUUGUGGAUAUGUGCCAUAUUGGCUCGGGAACCGACUGCAAGAUUCUUAGUAUUGACUCGUCAGCAUUCUUGGGAUUACACUCGAGAAUCUAUGCUGCCCUCGGUGCGGAAGAAAAGACCCACUACACGAGCGCUGAUCUUGCGUUGAUCGCCAGAGAGGAAAGCUCCAUCGCCACGCUCGUCGACUCCUCCGAGAGUCUUAUUAAACCUUUGUGCAUACGCAGAGACAAGGCACCACAAACCGAACCGAAACCCCUGGUUCUGCUGGCUAAAACCCUUAUACCAUCCGAUGUCUCGCCAACAAUUACACUGGCAGAGAAGUUCGUUUCGCUGCCAGAAACCCUUGUUUCUCUGCCUAAGAAAGCUUACCUGUCUGCUCUUCUGCCUCUCGUUUCAACAAACAAGCUGGAAUCUGAAUUUGACUUUCUUGACAUGUGGAGCGACAGCAGGCUGUCGGUGGUGUCAUUGCAUUCGGUGGAUCUGGCUCAAAACCUGCCUUUCCUGAACAAUGACUCAGCCUACACACUAUCCACAACUGCCACCAUAGUCGGCCCUCUGGAGGAGCAGAAAAACCCAAAAUCUUUGGCGUACUUGGACAGCGAAUUAGAUCGCAUUUGCUCCGAGUUUCAAGUGGGCAUCGCCGCAUAG